AUGGCUUACCCCCCAUCUUCCUACGGCGACCGUCCCCCACUUCAAGGCUAUCGAAGAUCCUUCACUCUUCCAACACGCGCUCUAUCUGUUCAUGAAAGGGCCGGCCUCGAGACCGCGGACGCCGAUUCGAAUCUCCUCUUCUCCCACCCUUCAGCUCGUGUAAUACAGUUCUCUCCUCCAACCGAUUCCAUCCCGGCGAAGAGCAAAGAAACCCUCCCCGAUGCAGAUUACCCUGUUGAUGCUGUCGAAACCUUACCAUGGCGCUCCCGUACCGAAAACUUACUGUCCACCGGUCAGUUGAUGAUCGAAAAGGUCCGAGGUUCUACCUACUUCUUAAAGUCUGCCGACCAGAAAGUCAUGCACGCCAUCAUGCGUAACUCUCAAUGUUGGUGCGUCGAUGGUGAAUCCAGGUUUGUCCUACGCAUUGGCCAGUUCCGAUACUACAGGAUUGAGUUACCAACAGAGACGGAAGAUGACAAGAAGAAGAUUGAAGACCUAAAACAGGCUUGGCCCAAGGUACUUCGCUACGAGAGGACUCCCUGCCCUUUCAAAAGAGCUUUCCAUGUCGACCUUCCGGAUGAUGCCAUUACCCCAAGACGGAAAGGUACUUGGAAGAGGAAACAACCGCCACAAGCAGCCACCCCUAACACUGAUCCGCUGCCUUUAAGAAGGUCAAAGACGACACGUGCUUGGAGUCUACAGGGUGAAGAUUCUGGAACCCCUCUUCAGCGAUAUGGACGGCGAGGUUCGGACUAUGGAUUCGACACAAGUCGCAGUUCAUCCCCGAGGCCCCCCUUAGCAGGAGAUGGCUACCGCUCUACUACCCCUUCUAGCCUUGCUUCUAGUGAGGAUCCUGGAGAUCAUGCGCACGCAGACACUUCAAGUGAAGAUGGUGUGAGCAACGAUGCGCCACAAGAUGAGCAAACCAGUCAAGACCAUUUACGGGCUGCCGACUCCGACUCUGAGCGAGCACAUCCUUCGGACGGCUCGAUUCAUCUUCCCCCAUCAGACGGCGCUCUGUCGGAUAAUGCAUCCGCACUUGAAUCCGCCUCAGAUCUCGAUGCGAAGUCUAUUCGUGAGCCUGAUGUUGAAGAGAAAAAUUUGGUGACGGAGAAUGCAUCCAUCUCGGCUGGAAUCGAACACACAGAUCCUGAUGCUCCAACUUUGAAAGAAUCAGAACCAAUUGUAAAUACUUCCGAGGAGACGGAGAACCUCCAACAGGAAACCGAUGAGAUGAACCAAGUGGAUUCUCUUCCCAACGAGGAUGCCACAGAAGAACAUGUUGAAAUCCCAGAGGUCAAAGUAAUAGAAGACCUGGCGCACAAUGUUGAAGAUCCCAGCCCAGAGCUUGAUGUCGAUAACACCGAGCGUUUACCUGAAGAGGAAAUCAAAAGCGCAGAUCUAUAUACCGGAUCAAUUACUCAUGUAAUUCCUGGCGUUGGCGAGCCAGUCUUGGAGAGCAAGCCAGACCCAGUCGAGAAGAUUGAGGACGACACUGAAAGUUUGACAGAAGAUACCAGCUUAAGUCGUGUAUCCAGCGUGGCAUCGUUCCACACCACACAUUCUUUGACCGAACAGUCACUGGCAACCCACGUGGAUACUUUCGAUUCUGAGAAAACACCUCACGCCGAGAGGUUUGAUCCGUUUUCAACACGAUCUCGAGGACAUCAGAGGGGACUGUCCGAAAUGACAAUCACCGCUUCGACUGUGGAUUCGUAUCUCGAUCCCCAGGCUGAUUUGCGACCAUCCACUCGGGAUUCGACAGAUAAUCCGGCAACGCCAGCUCUCGCUAGAUCCACAGUAUCGGAUUCGUCCUGGCCAGAUAUUCAAACACCAUCUUUGCCGCUAAGGGAUGAAGGGCUCAGAAGACGACUGAAGACCCAGCGAUCUUUUUCCCCGCUACCACCAUCCACAACUCUCUACUCCCCUGGCUCCCCUACCCACGGAAAUCAUUUCACAGCAGAAAUCCUCCAGAAGGCCUGUAACGUGGCUUUGGUGAAGCCCAUGGAGGCUGUGGUAUUAUUGGUCCAUAUCCUGGCACGGAUUGCAGGUGGUGCCACAUUCAACGAUCUUCUCAGUGGCAAUCUUUUCCGACCACCUCAACAACAUCGCCGAAGAUCUAGCUUCCCUGAUCAACGGAGCCCUUCGCGCGAUGAUACGGACGAUGAGGAUGACUUUGGGGUGCCUCUUCGUGGACGGACCCGCAGUGUUGGAUCCAAGGCGAACGCAGCUUCAACACGGGACACCGACACUGACUCCAUGUUUGAUCUCGAUUAA
This is a messenger RNA of Exophiala bonariae, 2277 nucleotides long. RefSeq lists its product as uncharacterized. The transcript has a single exon. Gene Ontology annotation, cellular component: extrinsic component of intraperoxisomal membrane. The record is from RefSeq and is a predicted model, not a curated record. Gene Ontology annotation, biological process: peroxisome inheritance. Bases 1 to 2277 code for a protein of 758 amino acids. Lineage: Eukaryota; Fungi; Ascomycota; Eurotiomycetes; Chaetothyriales; Herpotrichiellaceae.